AUGGCGCCUCCUCGCCAACGAAAGCAUGUGAAUCCACCUGUGCAGCUUGUUGGCCCGCAGCCUGCGGCUGGCAUCAACAUGAGUUUUUGUCCGACCAAUAGCCGCGACGCAUCAACAUUUAUCCAGUCAACCUUAACUGUGAUAGAGUAUGCAAUUGUAAAAACACCUUUGAUGACUCUGAUCAUUACAAGUUUCUUGUUCAGCUUCACGAGGAUAUGCCAUGAUUUUCCUUUCAACUCCGUCAUGUACUUCUUUCAUCCCUUGAUUCUGUACGUGGUCGUAUUCUACAGCGAACUAGUGGGGAAGUGGCGACGAUUUAGAAAAUCAUUUGGAGAAUGGUGUCGUGGCGACAUUGAUAUUGCUCAGUGGAUUAAGGAUAUUGUUCCUGAUGGUAGUGUCAAUCUUUUCUUGCAGUACAAAACGUCAUUGGGCGUACCGCAAAAAGUGUUAGUGGAUGAGGCGUGGGAAUCUGAGUUGUGUAUCGUCGUAGCCUUGACUGCCUUUUCGCUCUAUAUCACGUAUCUGAUGCCACUUAAUUACUUGGAUCUGUUGCACAGAAGUGCCGUACAUUUGGGAACAUGGGACCAGAUCGAAGGUCCAAAAAUUGGACAAACAGGACAGGCGAAGUAUGCUCUACUGGAUCGUUUAAUUACCUUACUUCCUUAUCAAUGCUCACAACGGCUUAUUUCCAGCUGGGCUCCAAUGCCGUGGGUAGCGCAGUGUCUUUAUUCGGAUGGUGAAACGGUGCAGUUACCAGACGGACGAUGCUACCGAGCUCGUGGCUCAUCUGCACUUAAGACGGUCGCUGCAGAGCCGGGAUGUCCUGAACAUGACAAGUUCUUUAUGCUGUGCGGGCGCCCAUGCACCCUUAUCAACGGCAUGUGCAUUUUUGAAGGUGCUCUAAUUGUGACACAGUUCUGGAUGCUUGUACUGACAACUGACUGGCAACACAUCGUCACCUUAGUAUUGCUGAUGUUCGCUAACUAUUUACUGCUUGCAAAGCUGUUCAAGGAUAAAGAUCUGUCCGUAGCAUCUAAAGUUGCUUUCAAGUGCGUUCACUGCUGUUACAUUUGUGUACCUAGGAGCAAUCUAAUGGAAGGUGUACCUCCGUUGUCGUGGAUCGCUCAUCCGGUACGAGUUCAACUCGUCACUGGAGGAACUGAUCAAUCUGUCGACGGGAAUCUCUAUACAGUAGAUCCAGUGACAGGAAGCCUGGUUAUAGUACGAUUCCGCAACGAAAAGCCUUGCCAGGUGUCCUGGAUACCUCGUGAAGGCUACAUCUCAGUUAGCAUGAUUGAGGAAUCGUCUCCUCACUGUCAGCAGUACAGCGUUGAGCUGGCUGACAUGAUGAGUAACAUACGCAAGCGGCUUCUAUCAUGGUUACGGGCCAACCAUGUGGACGUUAAGGAAUGCGAUGAUGGUUCCUUGCUGAUUUUCGGAGCCGCUCGUAUCCAGUCGCGUUCACUGAGGACAGUUGCUAUUGUGAUAGUUCUAUUGUUCUGA
Molecule: messenger RNA, 1503 nt
Organism: Ostertagia ostertagi
Lineage: Eukaryota; Metazoa; Nematoda; Chromadorea; Rhabditida; Trichostrongylidae
Source: the annotation of a GenBank genome assembly